AAAGACGUUUUCUAUUCAUAAUUGAAGCCCUUAGCCCUCUUUCCCACAACUCAACGGCAGGGUGAAUUACAGAACGAGCAGCUCUUAAAGCCAGCUCCGGGCAGCGGUACUGACAAGCAGCAGGCAGGCCUCGCCGCUCGCGCAGCAGCUAUGGACUUGGACUGUAUGUCCUCAGCCUCGUCCCUGCAGGCCCUCGCCAAACUGCUCAGUGAUGCACCUGACGAUGAUGAUGAUGAUGACGACCAAGGGCCACGCUGUUCUGUUAGUGCUAUGACUCCUGGUAGCAUUGGACCAGUAAAGAAAGAGACCUCUGGUACUUCUGAAGUGAAAUCUGAAAACAAGAAAACUAUUUGGAAUACGGAGGAGGUCCCAGAAGGAUCUGAAUUUGAUGAUACCUGGGAUCCUAGAGAACAGCCAGAGUAUGAGAUUUUAUUCAAACAGCAGGUGGGAACAGAAGAUGUCUUCUUUGGGAUGAGCAGGAAAGACCCUUCCACAGCCUGCUGUGAAGAUAUGGUGAUUAAAAUCAAGCUGCCGGAGACAAAGGUCUCAGACAUCACAUUAGAUAUCCAGGACAAGGUUCUUGACCUUCGAACUCCCCAAAAGAAGCUGCUGCUGCAUCUCCCUUGCCCCGUAGACAGCAAGAAUGGUAAAGCUCGUUUCCUCUCUGAGGAGGAGAUCUUAGAAGUCACCUUGAGGAUGACAAGGGAGUUUGAUUUCAUCAAUUUUGCCUGACGGAUAGAGAAGUGGAGAAAGUUUUCAAACAGUAAUCUCUAAAUUUGAAGUCUUCUCAAAAUCUAAGUGGUCCUGAAAUAGGAGAUUGUUCCCCUUGAACAGUCCAAGGGGAACAUCCUUGGAUAAAUUCAGUAGGUCGGGAGGAAAAAAGACUUAUUUAUAGCACCCAUAGGUUCUGUAAGCUGGAGCUGUCUGGCUCUUGCACUGAUCUGGUUAGUAUUCUGCUUCCUUCAGUCUGUUACAGGCUCUGUGAACUAGAAGAUAGGAGAUUACAAAUUCUGUAAGCCAGGGAAAGUAUUUUUUUGGUUAUGGCUGAUAAGUAGCACAAUGGUGCCCUGGCCAUUGACGCUGGUUCUUAGUUACUGUUAGAAGACUUGCAAGUGAUAUUUGUUUGGCCUCCAGUACUGGCACUGGGACCAGUUCAGAACCCACUCUUAGCUAUUUGGUGAGAAAAUCAAAGCUCUUCAGGGAUCCGUAUCUACACCUCCGAGGCUUCUUUACCCUGGCAGAACAAGGUAACCAACUACAACUGUGUUGCUGAACAACUUGGCUCUUUCGAACAAUUUUUGACAAUGUGUGGUU
Cygnus atratus (black swan) is the source of this 1314-nucleotide messenger RNA. It is a transcript of the gene DNAAF6, whose product is annotated as dynein axonemal assembly factor 6. The record is from RefSeq and is a predicted model, not a curated record. The transcript is spliced from 7 exons. Gene Ontology annotation, molecular function: protein-folding chaperone binding; dynein intermediate chain binding. Lineage: Eukaryota; Metazoa; Chordata; Aves; Anseriformes; Anatidae. Gene Ontology annotation, biological process: flagellated sperm motility; axonemal dynein complex assembly. The coding region runs from base 151 to 732 and encodes 193 amino acids. Gene Ontology annotation, cellular component: cytoplasm.